AAAUUUCGAUUGUUAAGGUUAAUUUUCUUCACAAAUCUUCUAGCAGAACUCGUUCUAAUUUAUUACGUUCUGUCACAGAAUGUCCUGUCUUACAUGACAGCAAAAUAUCGCGAGAAUGGGAGAGAUAAAGUCGAAUGACUUUCACGUUUUAAAAAGCGGCGAGAAGAUUCAAAAAGUAGCAAAACACAUCGAGGAUAAAUGGAAACUAGUGCCUGCCUUUCUCAAGGGAAAAGGGCUCGUUAAACAGCACAUCGAUUCCUUUAAUUAUUUCAUAAACGUUGAAAUAAAAAAGAUUGUCAAGGCAAACGAGAAGGUUCUAAGCGAUGCUGAUUCCCUGUUCUACGUCAAAUAUCUCAACGUGUAUGUCGGCACACCUGAUGUCGAAGAAAGUUUCAACGUCACACGGACGACAACGCCUCACGAAUGCCGGCUGAGAGACUUAAAUUACUCUGCUCCCAUAUCGGUUGAUAUCGAAUAUACCAGAGGCAACCGAAGGAUUAUUAGAAACAACUUACUUAUUGGGAGAAUGCCGAUAAUGUUGAGAAGUUCAAAUUGUGUUUUGAAUAAUAAAUCACACUUUGAGCUGGCAAAAAUGAACGAAUGUCCCCACGAUCCUGGUGGUUAUUUUAUAAUAAACGGGCAAGAAAAAGUCAUCCUUAUCCAAGAGCAGAAGUUGAGAAACCGAAUCAUGUUGGAAGAGGACAGCAAAGGAUGUAUCGUCAGUUCCUGCAACAGUUCAACCCACGAAAGAAAAACCAAAACUAAUAUUGUCGGCAAAGGUGACAAAUACUAUAUGCGACACAAUAUCUUCCAAGAUGAUAUCCCUAUUGUAACAAUAUUCAAGGCAAUGGGGAUUGUGUCCGAUCAAGAAAUAAUGCAGCUAAUUGGUACCGAAGAAGAAUUCAUGAGAAGAUUCUCAGCUUCUCUGGAAGAGUGCCAUAUUUUGAAUGUUUUCACUCAAGAACAAGCACUAAGAUAUCUGAGUAAUAAGAGAAAACAGAAACGAUUCCCUGUGAGCAAAUUAAGCGUACUCGAUGAGCUGAAAGAUAUUCUGGCUAUAAAUGUGCUCUCGCAUGUCCCCGUAGUCGAUUUCAACUUCAAAGUUAAAGCGACUUACGUUGCUUUGAUGAUACGCAAAGUCAUGCAAGGUCAGAUGGAUAAGACACUAGUUGACGAUAGAGAUUAUUACGGUAACAAGAGACUGGAAUUGGCCGGUUCUCUUCUUUCCCUCAUGUUUGAAGAUCUGUUCAAGAGAUUUAAUUGGGAGCUGAAACAAAUUGCUGAUAAAAAUAUUCCGAAAAUAAAGGCUGCGCAGUUCGACAUCGUAAAACAUAUGAGGCAAGAUCAGAUCACAAAUGGACUAGCGUUCGCUAUAUCGUCGGGCAACUGGACCAUAAAGCGUUUCAAGAUGGAACGUCAAGGUGUUACACAGGUCCUUUCGAGGCUAUCUUAUAUAUCAGCAUUGGGUAUGAUGACACGUGUAAAUUCACAGUUUGAAAAAACGAGAAAAGUCUCCGGUCCCCGGUCUCUACAGCCCUCUCAAUGGGGAAUGAUGUGUCCGAGUGACACCCCGGAAGGAGAGGGUUGUGGUUUAGUCAAAAAUCUCGCAUUAAUGACUCACAUCACAACAGAAGUCGAAGAAGAGUCGAUCAUUAGACUGGCCUACAACCUCGGAGUGGAGAAUGUAAAUAUAUUAGGCGGCGAGGAAAUAAAUAACAAAAAUGUUUAUAUGGUUUUUUUGAACGGCAACAUAUUAGGUAUAGUAAAGAAUUAUGUGAGACUCGUCAACAUCUUCAGGUUGUUACGCAGAAAAGGAUUGAUCAACGGCUUCAUUUCCAUAUAUCCUCAACAUCUCCAUAGGUGCGUACAGAUCUGUUCAGACGGUGGACGACUCUGCAGACCGUACAUCAUAGUGAAAAAUGGAGAAUCUCUCGUUCAACCUAAACACAUCGAAGCAUUAAAACACGGCUUCAAAACCUUUGAUGAUUUUCUGCACGAAGGUUUAAUAGAAUUCUUGGAUGUCAACGAGGAGAACGAUAGCUCAAUCGCCUUUAACGAGAAUCGUAUAGACAUGGGAACGACUCAUUUGGAAAUAGAGCCAUUCACAUUGCUGGGUGUUUGCGCAGGGCUUGUGCCCUACCCUCAUCACAACCAGAGCCCUAGGAAUACGUAUCAAUGUGCUAUGGGUAAACAAGCAAUGGGAACGAUAGGCUACAACCAACGUAAUCGCAUAGAUACUUUGAUGUAUAAUCUGGUCUAUCCGCAAGCUCCGAUGGUGAAAUCGAGGACCAUAGAAUUGAUUAACUUCGAUAAACUGCCUGCUGGUCAAAACGCUACGGUUGCUGUGAUGUCAUACAGUGGUUACGAUAUAGAGGAUGCUUUAAUUUUGAAUAAGGCUUCCAUAGAUCGAGGAUACGGGCGGUGUUUGGUCUACAGAAAUGCAAAGUGCACGUUGAAACGAUAUGCCAACCAAACUUACGACCGAAUCAUGGGUCCUAUGAUAGAUACGAACACCAAGAAACCGAUUUGGAAACACGAUAUCAUCGACAACGACGGUAUAGCAGCUCCUGGGGAAAUGGUGGAAAAUAGAAAAGUUAUGGUAAACAAAUCUAUGCCAGCGGCGACGAACAACCCUGUGAAUCCUGGCAACGUUCCGACACAACCGGAAUAUUGCGAUGUGCCAGUUCUCUUCAAAGGACCAGUUCCAGCUUACAUAGAAAAAGUAAUGGUAUCGAGUAAUGCGGACGAUGCGUUUUUGAUAAAGUUGCUGCUGAGGCAAACCAGAAGGCCUGAAAUCGGUGACAAGUUCAGCAGUCGUCAUGGCCAAAAAGGAGUAACGGGUCUGAUCGUCGAACAGGAGGACAUGCCAUUCAACGACUAUGGUAUCUGUCCGGACAUGAUUAUGAACCCUCACGGAUUUCCUUCAAGAAUGACAGUUGGAAAACUCAUAGAAUUACUCGCUGGAAAGGCUGGUGUUGUCGAAGGGAAGUUUCAUUACGGAACAGCAUUUGGCGGCUCGAAGGUUGAAGAUGUUUGUGAAGAAUUGGUAAAACACGGAUAUAAUUACAUGGGCAAAGACUUCUUCUAUUCUGGUAUUACCGGCGAACCACUCCAAGCAUACAUCUACUCUGGUCCGGUCUAUUAUCAGAAACUCAAGCAUAUGGUACAAGACAAGAUGCAUGCUCGUGCCAGAGGACCAAGGGCGGUUCUAACCCGUCAACCGACGGAAGGACGAGCCAAAGAAGGAGGUUUGCGAUUGGGUGAGAUGGAGAGGGAUUGCCUGAUCGGUUACGGAGCCAGCAUGAUGUUGAUAGAGCGAUUGAUGAUAUCGAGUGAUAUAUUCGACGUCGAUGUCUGCAAUACCUGUGGACUGCUGGCUUACAGAGGCUGGUGCCACAGCUGCCAGACGAGUGCUUCAAUUUCUACUAUAUCCAUACCUUACUCAUGUAAACUUUUAUUCCAAGAGCUACAGUCUAUGAAUAUUGUGCCGAGAUUAACGUUGAAGAACAGUGGUGACUGAAUUACACUGUGUGAAGACAAAACAUCGAACUUUUGUAUCGCCUGUAUCUGUUUUUGUUGUAAUAAAUUGAAACUAAUUUGGUUUUUAGCAAAUUAAA
Molecule: messenger RNA, 3617 nt
Organism: Athalia rosae (coleseed sawfly)
Lineage: Eukaryota; Metazoa; Arthropoda; Insecta; Hymenoptera; Athaliidae
Gene: RpIII128
Product: DNA-directed RNA polymerase III subunit RPC2
Exons: 16
Coding region: 116-3520 (1134 amino acids)
Biological process (GO): DNA-templated transcription
Cellular component (GO): RNA polymerase III complex
Molecular function (GO): DNA-directed RNA polymerase activity; ribonucleoside binding; DNA binding
Source: RefSeq, a predicted model, not a curated record